Polistes canadensis is the source of this 1347-nucleotide messenger RNA. Its product is annotated as L-xylulose reductase-like. The transcript is spliced from 5 exons. Lineage: Eukaryota; Metazoa; Arthropoda; Insecta; Hymenoptera; Vespidae. The record is from RefSeq and is a predicted model, not a curated record. Gene Ontology annotation, molecular function: carbonyl reductase (NADPH) activity; L-xylulose reductase (NADPH) activity. Gene Ontology annotation, biological process: xylulose metabolic process; glucose metabolic process. Bases 335 to 1069 code for a protein of 244 amino acids.
AAGUUUAUUAUGAUACAGUAAGCGUUAACGCAUUGAUCUGAAUAAUAUAAUGUAUAGUAUGUGUUAAUAAUUCAUGAAUAAAUACGCGAUUACUGAUUCUUUGAAGCAACUUCAGAGUGAAAUAUUACAUUUACUCAUGAGAUAACACUCACGAGAUAAUAUGAGAAAAUGUCAAUGAUCCAAACUAUUGCUAAUCAGACAAAUUGAUACAAGUGUUGUUAAGUAUUUAAUUCAGCGAUUAAUCUGAUACGUACAUCCAACAAAAUACAAUCAUUGUCGAGAGUUUCUUGAUUAAACAGUGCAGCACAACAUCUCGUCGAGUUAGCAAAUCACGAUGAAUAUUAGUUUUCAAGGCAAGCGGAUUCUCGUCACUGGUGCUGGUCAAGGAAUUGGUAAAAAUUUAGCACUACGUUUGUCCAAAUAUAAAGCUGAAGUUAUAGCUCUUUCUAGAACGAGUGAUAAUUUAAACAAAUUACUUGUCGAGGAUCCAAAGAUCAUACCAGUAUGCGUUGAUCUUAAAGAUUGGAAUGCAACGAGAAAAGCUGUUGAAAACAUUUUACCGAUCGAUCUAUUGGUGAAUAAUGCUGGUGUAGCUCGUUUAUCUCCUUUCUUGGAUGCAACACCGGAAGAAUUUGAUUUAGUAUUUAACGUCAAUGUUAAAGCCAUUAUGAACGUCUCUCAAGUGGUCGCUAAUAACAUGAUCAAAAGAAAUGUUGGUGGUAGUAUCGUCAAUAUAUCCUCCCAAGCAAGUAAAGCAGCAUUGAAGGAUCAUGCUGUUUAUUGUUCUUCCAAAGGGGCCGUCGAUAUGUUAACAAAAACAAUGGCUCUCGAGCUCGGUCCUUUUAAUAUUCGAGUGAACGCUGUCAAUCCUACGGUUGUUCUAACAGAAAUGGGAAAAUUAGGAUGGAGCGACAAAGAUAAAGCUUCGAGUAUGAUAAGUAAAAUUCCAUUAGGUCGAUUCGCAGAAGUCAACGAAGUCGUAGAUGCGAUAGUAUAUCUAUUAAGUGAUCGCAGUUCAAUGAUAAACGGAAUAACUUUACCAAUAGACGGUGGAUUUUUAGCAACAUAAAUUACCUUAUUUAAAUUGUAAAACUCAUAAAAAAAAAAAAGAAGUCGUCAUACAAUUUCUAUUUUUUCUUUAACCAAUUCAAAAGUUUAUAAUCUUUACGUACUAUGUAAAAUAAAAAUUCAAUUGUAUAAGUAUGUAUAUUACUGUAGUAUAAUCAUUUACAAAUAUGUGUAAGUACAAUACAUGUACCAACUAUUUAAAGAAGAAAAUAAAUAGAACAAAACAAAAAAAAAAAGAAAGAAAAAAAGAACAGUAAGUAAAUAUCUAUUCAGUAAAAA